GAAUCUUUUCUCUGUCGUUAUAAAAGCCUGGACCGGUCCUUACCCUUACUCGUGCUGCAAAUUCUCCCCCAUUUCUUCUCCGAGUUCUGACAUUCACUUUGAUACUACACCUAUUUUCAACUUCCUUUCUACAAUUUUUUUUGCGUUGCAUAGCUACUCCCACCUCCUUAAAUAUCUCAAACAACGGGCCACAAUCAACCAAUGGCUGAAGCUCCGGAGAAAAUAUCCAUCACCAUUUGCGGGGAUGGUGGAUGCGGAAAAUCUUCCAUGACUCUACGGCUGGUACGCAGCCAGUGGGUGCAUGAGUACGACCCUACAAUUGAAGACUCAUAUUCCGUAACACGUACUAUCGAUGGCCUCCCUUACUUUCUCUGCAUAACCGACACCGCCGGCCAGGAGGAAUACCGUGGGUUAUGGGCCGCAUCCAACCUCAAGUCGGACGCCUUCCUGCUCGUCUACGAUAUCACAAACGAACUCAGUUUGAGCGCAUUGGACUACUUUAUGGAAAUGAUCCAUAUGGAAUCAGAUCAGCGAGAAGAGGAUAACUAUCGUCUGCGGAAGGAAUUGGGUGCGAGUGCUCGAGGUGUCGAUGUUGGGAUGCCGCCCCCGAUCAUCAUGUUGGCGGGUAACAAGUGUGACUUGAAAGAGAAUCGAGUUAUUGGGUCAAAAGCAGGGUUGGAGUAUGCGCGAAAGCAUGGCUGUGGGUUCAUGGAGACGAGUGCUAGGGAGAUGGUCAACAUCGAGGAAACUUUUGCUCUCCUGGUCCGUCGUGUAGUCGAAGCCCGUCAAGAACAUUACUCCAAGACCAACCCAGCAAGGGGGUUAAAAUUGACAUCCAUCUCGCCAAAGAAGGACAACAACAAUACCAAAGACCAAAGUAGAUUUAUGGGAUUCGGUAGGCAAAAAGAAAAGACAAGACCGAAGAGCGUAUGGAACCGGAUGUUGUGUUGUUGAUUUUGAUUUUCCCCUCUCCUUCAUUCAGUUUGAUAUACCCUUUUUUGCUUUAUGAUAUUCAGCAGAUGCAAUGAAUGGCGCAAUGGCGUACUCGGACAUGCAUAUCGGAAAUAGCAUAGCAUUAUCAAUAGGCAGGUCAUCGAUUAUUAUGGCUUGAGUUGUCAGUCAACCGGUCAUCUCCUUGAUAUACACAACCUUAGCGAGCUGUCAUAACCUGAUCAGCAUUGCAGAUAAACACCGGAAGG
This is a messenger RNA of Aspergillus ruber CBS 135680, 1199 nucleotides long. RefSeq names its product putative RAS small monomeric GTPase. NCBI's taxonomy places the organism in Eukaryota, Fungi, Ascomycota, Eurotiomycetes, Eurotiales, Aspergillaceae. Gene Ontology annotation, molecular function: GTP binding; GTPase activity; GDP binding. The transcript is spliced from 5 exons. Bases 202 to 954 code for a protein of 250 amino acids. Gene Ontology annotation, biological process: Ras protein signal transduction. The record is from RefSeq and is a predicted model, not a curated record. Gene Ontology annotation, cellular component: plasma membrane.